AAUAAAAAAAAAAUAUAAACAUUCUUCGUGCGGUUCGACUCGGCAUCAGCCGCCAGCAACCUCAAAGAAGAAAGCACGUGAAAGUGCUUCCAGUAAGCGGUUCCGAAAGAAGCCUAUCGGGAAAAAUCCGAUGAAAAUAUGUCUCUUGUGGAAGUGCGAACCACGUCUCUAAAGGGAAGAGGGCUGUACGCCACUGCUCCCAUAAAGGAGGGAACCGUUCUCUUCGAGGAACCGCCGCUGGUGUCGGCCCAGUUUUCGUGGAACUAUAUCUAUGGCUACUUGGCGUGCGAGUACUGUCUGAAGCCGCUGGAGACGGCCGAAACCAACGUUCGCCGGUUGACGAACGAUUACAGCAUCAGUUUGCCGUACGCGGAAUGCUGCCCCAUUCAGGAACAACUGGGUGGUCAUACCAAGUGCCCGGAUUGCCGGGAAGUCUACUGCAGCGACGAGUGCUUGCAGAACGCCGUUAAACUGUACCACCGGGUGCUGUGCCUGGGUGCGGCCAAGGGCAAUUCCGAGCACCCGACAAAUGCACUCGUCGAAUUUUGGAAGAAAACGCACUAUCCUCCGGAAACGUCCAGCAUCCAGCUGGUGAUCAAAAUCAUCGGAAUGUUCAAACAGAGUGACGACAUUGCGGGACUGCGCGCCAAGUUCGACGACUUCGUCAGUCAGACCAUGAACGAAGAUUUGAUGAUUUUCCACAAAAUGUUGGGCGAGAACUUCUCGCAGCAGAUCGACGAGUUGUACGAGCUGAUCAGCAGAGCAUUCGAUCCGACUGCUGACGAGCGCCUGAAGUGGCUUACCCUGAGCGGAUUUCGAUCGCUGCUAGCGUUGAUCGGAACAAAUGGUCAAGGCAUUGGGACGAGCUCAUUUGCGGACUGGGUGCGUAAUGUGUCGGAGCUGGACCUACCGGACCAGCAGCGUGAAUCUGUGGACAUACUGAUCGACAAUCUGUACAACAAACUGGACGAGGUGGUGGGCACCUUUCUCAACAACGAAGGAUCGGCUUUGUACAGCUACCAGAGCAAGGUCAAUCACAGCUGUUCGCCAAACGUCGAGUGUCGGUUUCCCCAUUCGAACAACGUGUUGGCACUAACGGCCACCAGGGACAUUAAGGUAGGUGAAGAGAUUUGCAUUUCCUAUCUGGAUGAGUGCGCUCUGGAACGGUCGCGCCAUUCGCGGCAAAAGAUGCUCAGCGAGAACUACCUGUUCCAAUGUCAGUGCGAGAAGUGCGACAGUCAGGUUAACGAUCCGGACGAGACUUCGGACGAUGAGGAGGAGGACGACGACGACGACAUGGACGAUGACUCGGACUAGUGUUGGAAAGGGAAAAAAUAUACAAUCAUACAUUUCAAAUCAACUAA
Messenger RNA from Aedes aegypti (yellow fever mosquito), 1364 nucleotides. RefSeq names its product SET and MYND domain-containing protein 5 (gene Smyd5). The record is from RefSeq and is a predicted model, not a curated record. Lineage: Eukaryota; Metazoa; Arthropoda; Insecta; Diptera; Culicidae. The transcript is spliced from 3 exons. The coding region runs from base 139 to 1317 and encodes 392 amino acids. Gene Ontology annotation, molecular function: protein binding.